This is a messenger RNA of Drosophila rhopaloa, 1882 nucleotides long. RefSeq names its product inositol polyphosphate 5-phosphatase K. The record is from RefSeq and is a predicted model, not a curated record. The transcript is spliced from 2 exons. Bases 210 to 1727 code for a protein of 505 amino acids. Gene Ontology annotation, molecular function: phosphatidylinositol-4,5-bisphosphate 5-phosphatase activity. Gene Ontology annotation, cellular component: cytoplasm; ruffle; plasma membrane. Gene Ontology annotation, biological process: phosphatidylinositol dephosphorylation. NCBI's taxonomy places the organism in Eukaryota, Metazoa, Arthropoda, Insecta, Diptera, Drosophilidae.
UUCAAGCUUGUUGUUAUUGCGUUGCACAGGUGUUGUUGUUGCUGUACUGAACUGAGCUAACAAGUGUUAAAACUAUUUGUGUAAUAUUAUUUUCGCAAUUACCUACCAUUUGGGCACUCAAAAUAAUCCAGAUUGGAGCGCAACAAACGCCGCUGAAGCAAACAGAAUCGGUUUACACAACAAACUUAAUCAGUUGGAUUUGCGCAGAAAUGAGCCAAACGGAGGCAACCAACCCGCCCAAGGCGGAUUCGGAGGCGGCGGAUGAGGCGAGGGGCAGUGGCAAGCAGCAGCUGGGAACGUACCGGGUGUACGUGGUCACUUGGAAUGUGGGCAGCCGCUUUCCGGAGAACAUAUCCCUCCGCCAGCUGCUGGGACUGCAGGACGUGACGGCAGAGAAGGACUCACAGGGCCACCUGCCGGACAUCUAUGCCCUGGGACUGCAGGAGGUCAAUGCCCAGCCGCAGCAACAGGUGCUGGGCCUAUUCAAGGAGGAUCCAUGGACGCACAAGGCCAAGGAGCUGCUCCGCGGCUACGACUAUGUGGCCGUGAAGACGGAGCAGAUGCAGGGACUGCUUCUCAGCAUGUUCGUGCGGCGCCAGCACGUGGAGCACCUGCAGGACAUCGAGGCGGAGUUCACGAGGACCGGUUUCGGUGGCAUCUGGGGCAACAAGGGCGCCGUCAGCGUCCGAUUCACCCUCUAUGGCUGCGGGCUAGCCUUUGUGGUGGCCCACCUGGCUGCCCAUGAUCACCAGCUGGACGAGCGUAUCGAGGACUACAAACAAAUCCUGGAGAACCAUCAUUACCAUGUCAAGCGGUACAGGGAGAUCUACGAUCAUGACUAUGUCUUCUGGUUUGGAGAUCUCAACUUCCGGCUGCAAGGCGGCGACUCCUCAACGGAGGUGCGCGAACUGCUGCGCGAUGAGUCCCAGCAUGAGGCGCUGAUCCAGCGGGAUCAACUGUUCCAGGUGCGCGAGAAAUCGCAGCAGGCCUUUCAGGUCUUGCACGAGCGACUGCCCGCCUUUCCGCCCACCUUCAAGUUCCGCGAGGGCACCUCCGAGUAUGAUCUUAAGCGGCGGCCGGCUUGGACGGAUCGGAUUAUGUACGCCGUGCAGCCCCUGAACAGGCAACCAGGCAUGCAGCUGUCCAUUGAGCAGUGUUCGUACAAGUCCCACCCGGUGUACACCAUCAGCGACCACAAACCGGUGACCAGCGACUUUACCCUGAAGCUCUACCCGAAUGUACGUGCGCCCGGUGUGGUAUUCUCUGCCUUGGCGCUCUGGAAGAUUGGCGACGAGAACACCGUGGAGUACCGCAAGCAGGCUGAGUUCGAGGAGGGCCCCAACGACUGGAUUGGCAUUUAUCCGGCGGAGUACGCCAGUUUGGCGGACUACGCAGCCUAUGAGUAUGUCAACCAGGCCGAGUCACCCACUUCCUCGGACUCCAAUCACGAACCGGAUCCGUUCGAUACGCCAGCUCAUCACCGAAGGGGUCGGCAUCAUCACAAGAAUCGCCAGCGACUGCGCCGCCACCAGGAGGCCAAUGCCCAGGAGCAGGUGCGUCUGGAUUUCGCCGACGACGUGGAACUGCGGCACGGCGAGCAGUAUCUGUUGAUCUACUUCCGCAGCACCGGAGUGAGGGGCGUUACCAGCUUGGCGGGCAUCAGUGGCGUGUUUGUUGCGGAGAAGCGACAGGGCUCGCCCCAUCGGACGGAGUACCAUGUGGACUAGCUGGUCGAGGCCCUCGACAUCAUUCUUCUUUAGUCUCCGCUGUGCAGAUCUAAUUUUACUGACCCUAUGUGACCCUGUUAAGUUUGUUUGUUUGGCUGUUGACUCAGCGUCACCCCCGAAUACGUUUAAAUGUAAUUAUACAAUUACCCAACCAA